UACACACAACCCCCCCUCUCUCUCCCUCCUGAACGGCCACCCAAACACGUCCUUCUUCCAAUCUCCAUCAGUAAGGAAGGCAAGCGUUUGUACUCAAAACAAACCCAUCUGUGUUUUUUUUCCUUCCAAUCUGGCAUAUCUCUGUCGAGCUACUGAGAGGUUUGGAUUCAAAAACGGAAUCACCACGGCUUCCUUUGAAAAGGGGUUGUUUUUUUCACUCUGGCCGGCAUCGUACUGAUACUUCCUCAAACCUUGAGGAAGGUGUGGACCCACGGCGACGGCGGUGACGGGUUUCCUUUUGAUUGGAUUUGCAAUUCGACUGUUUCUCCACUUUGGCGUCUUUGCCUCAUGGUUAAAAGCUUUCCGAUAGACAAUGGCUAACGCUUGAAUUGUCUCUAAUACCAUCUGAUAUUUUGCUUCUUUGAAUCUCUUGUAAACCUGAACAUCUGUUUUUUGGUAUUAGUGAUGUAACGAUUGAUAGGAGAGAUUGGAAAUUUAGGAUUAGAAUUUCAAAAAAAAAAUAAAAUCGAACAGUUCUCAAUUCGAAGCUUGAAGCGAAUUCGAUGUUCAAAAUGGCUAAAUUCAAUUGCUUCUCUGCAUUUGUUGGAAAGAAGAAAUCAAAGAAGGCAAUUUCAGAUGCGCCUGAUACAUAUAAAGGGCAUGGAACUCUUCAAGUGAAGCUGGAACAUCUCACCUAUCCUUCCAAGGAGAAAGUCUCGACCCCAACUUCUUUCGACGUGCCCUUGCCCUUUGAAAUUCAGGGGAAUUCUACUUUCAAAGUGAAAGUGGUGAGUGAGGAGGAUUCGAUCAGACCCGAAGUGGUGGAGGUGGCUUAUGAAGGUGGGGAUGAGCAUGAUGAGAUUUUGUCGAUGAGAAGAGAUCUCUCUGACUUUGAUCUCCAAGCCCGAGCUGUGAACGACGGAGUGGAAACCAAUCUGUCAAUGAACACAAACUACAGGUCAUAUGAUUCGUUCAACACUGAAUUGAAUGGUAAAUCAGGGAGAGAGGAAGAUGGAUCCGAGAUGAUCCAGGGCGGGCACGUCAGCGAUCCUGGGAUCGGAAGGAGGGAAUUCUGGAGCUCGCCGAAGCUGAUGCGGUCGUGCUCAAACAUAGAAACUCGGGACAUGCUGAAGAAGAUUGGCAACCAAUUACCUCCUUCGAAAUCGCAUUCGUUCGAAGAUCUACAGAAUUUGAUGGAGAACAUGAAAGCAGAUAUUGUGCGAGGGAUUCAAACCAGCCCAAUGUCAGUAAUAACAUCUUGCAGUGCUGACAAAGUGAUGUUGAAGAGGCGAUCUUCGAGCCAAGUGCUUCCUUCUAGGAGUAGGAGACUUUGGUGGAAGCUCUUCCUUUGGAGCCACAGAAACCUGCACAAACCUGUGACAGCAAAAUCAAGGCCGGUCUCAAUCAAAACUACUGUAAACAAGAAAGACGGCUAUUCAUCAGAUACUUUGGAACCGAGCCGGGCUUUGGCCACAAGGAAGAACAAGGGCAAGGAGGUCUGCAAGUUCGAGCUGCCAGGACAGUUCUAUGCUGAAUCCAAAAACAAUUACAGAGGUGGUGUUUCUGGUUUAUGGCCCCAUAAUCAAUGGGUUGCUUUCUGUACAGAAUCGUCCCCUACAUCGAGAGUGGACGAAUGGGUGAACAGCCUUGAGGCCCACUCAUUUCUUCAACAUGAUGAACAUGACACCGAGGGAGAAAUCAAGGAGAGUAUUGAUUAUCCACCUUCUCCCAAGAUUGCCGGAACACCAGGGAAAUCCCUACACACACCACACCACCCAAAUUUCAGUCUUUCUGAGGAUAUUUUACAGGCCAACAACAUCAUCCAAUCGUUGAAUUCCUUCUCAACCGCGGCCCACAUAGCCGGCAUGGGCUUGAAAGUCAUCCCCAACAUUUCUCCCUUCGCUAGUCUCCGAUCAGUUGAUUUAUCGAGCAAUUGCAUAGUUUAUAUAACACCAGGGUCACUGCCCAAGAGCCUUCACACCCUUAACUUAUCAAGGAACAAGAUUGCCACAAUCGAGGGUCUCAGAGAACUAACGCGAUUGCGGGUUGUUGAUCUCAGCUACAACAGAAUCUCCCGAAUAGGCCAUGGGUUGUCAAACUGCACUCUCAUCAAAGAGCUGUAUCUGGCCGGCAACAAGAUCAGCGACGUGGAGGGCCUACACAGGCUUCUAAAACUGACAGUCCUAGACCUGAGCUUCAACAAGAUAACAACGGCCAAGGCACUUGGCCAGCUCGUGGCAAACUACAACUCUCUGUUGGCUCUGAACCUGUUGGGCAAUCCAAUUCAGACCAACAUGGGUGAAGAUCAGCUUCGGAAGGCUGUUUCAAGCCUCCUACCUCAGCUGGUUUAUUUGAACAAGCAGCCCAUUAAGCCGCACAGGGCACGGGAGGUGGCCAUGCACAAUGUCGCAAAAGCUGCGCUUGGAAAUGGGGGGUGGAACUCUCAUGGGAAGGGGUCGAGACGGUCGGGCCAUGGGUCAUCUCCGAGGGGGAGGAUGAGUGAAAGUGUGCAGAGAUCAAAGAGUGCUCACCGAAACUCACCCUCUGCUAGGAGAUGAUCAGCGCCUGGGUUGCAUUUGCCAUCUUUUAUUUAGAAACUACUUAUGCGUGUGGAGAGAGAUUGCUUGUAUGCUUGUGUGGAGAAUUCAUUCAUUAGAA
Messenger RNA from Magnolia sinica, 2658 nucleotides. RefSeq lists its product as uncharacterized. The transcript is spliced from 5 exons. NCBI's taxonomy places the organism in Eukaryota, Viridiplantae, Streptophyta, Magnoliopsida, Magnoliales, Magnoliaceae. The record is from RefSeq and is a predicted model, not a curated record. Gene Ontology annotation, cellular component: cytoplasm. Gene Ontology annotation, molecular function: protein kinase binding. Bases 564 to 2558 code for a protein of 664 amino acids.